Molecule: messenger RNA, 3172 nt
Organism: Neoarius graeffei (lesser salmon catfish)
Lineage: Eukaryota; Metazoa; Chordata; Actinopteri; Siluriformes; Ariidae
Gene: bend3
Product: BEN domain containing 3
Exons: 4
Coding region: 136-2703 (855 amino acids)
Biological process (GO): rDNA heterochromatin formation
Cellular component (GO): heterochromatin
Molecular function (GO): DNA binding
Source: RefSeq, a predicted model, not a curated record
AGUAAGUGCGCACUGCAGCGAGUGCACUUGGCUCGCGCCCUCCAUGUCCGGCAGGGAGAGCGCGCGAGGGGAUUGAGACCGAGCCGCAGCCCACUUUUCCCACACAGUCCACAGUGCGCGCGUGCAGCUGCGGAAAUGACACAGCGCCGACAAAACCGUCACGUCACGCGCGACCACGGGACCCGGACACGCGCACAGGCAGGAGUCACGCGCGCAGCGAACGCACGGACACGCACACGGGCGCGUGAGGAAGCGCACGGCGCCGUGGAGACAGGGGAAAUGAGUUCGUCUGAGUAUGGCGUUAAAUCGGACGGGGACACGGUUGAUAAAGAGGUUAAGGUCGAAAAAGACACGGACAACGUUUCAGACAUCGAGUCCAAACAGAAUUUGGAGGAAAAGUCUUUGAACUGCUUCGCUCAGAGGAGCGCGAAGAGAUCCGCAUCACACGGCUUUGACGGCCUUUACUCGGAGCAGAACCAGACGAGCGGCAGAAAGAAGGCCAAGGUUUGUGAACUUUUCCAAGAUGGUGGCUCAGAGGAAUCGCCCAGAUCCCCCCAGGACAGAACCAUAUCAUCAUACAGGAAGCCUUUAUACGGCAUUUCCCAUCGUAUCACUGAGAAAAAGGCGACAUCCAGCAUGGAUCAGCACGAAUCUGGGGUCCGGGUUAGCCGUAACGGGAUCCUUUUCCCGAAGCUGGACAGCCCGAUUCACAUACGGUCUGACGCGGCGGCGUCUUCUGGAUCCUCUACAUCUCCGGUGUCUUCGGAUUCUCAUUUAUAUCCGCUUUUCGAAAAGAUGUUCUUCAUUCUCAACAGUUUGAACUCCAGCAUGUCUCAGCUGCACAGCAAGGUGGAUCUUCUUUCCCUAGAAGUGACACGCAUCAAGAAGCAGAUCAAGCCCUUGGAGAUGGCGAUGGAAUUCCAGCCUCCACCGGAAUACCAGUUGACCAGAGAGGAAUUGGGUCAGUUGAUGGAGCAAACCUCCACGGCUGGUGAACUGGGAUGCAGGCUGCUAGUCCAGCUGUUCCCAGAGCUUUUCACAGCUAAAGAAUGCGCCCACGGUUGCAGAGCUUGUGGCGUCGCCAGCAGACCAGCUCUGGAUUCUUUGCACCUUCAACUUGUACGCAACUAUGUGGAGUCCUGCUACCCGCAGGUCAAGAACGGAAAAGUUUGGCAGAACGAGUGCCUGCCGCAGAUCAAUGACUUCUUUAACCGUUUCUGGGCUCAGAAGGACAUGGAGAGCGGGAAACAGACUGGGUUUGACAUGGACCAAAGCCACAGCUGCCAUUUCAUCAACGAGGAGGGACAAGACGAGAGACUGUCGCUGGAUUCCGGAGAGAAUCCCACCAUCAACGGGAGCCACUUCGGCCACGUCAAAUCAGACCUCGUGUUCGAUUCCCAAGAAAGCGGAGAGAAUCCUGACGACAUCACGUCAGCCGAGGAGUUCGUCAUAUUCCUUUUGAACAGACUCUUCCCAGAAGUGUUUGAGGAAGGGAGACUUCCCGAGGGUCACAGGGCUGUCGGAGAGCUGAUGGUCAAUUCGGACAGACUGGAUAUUAUCCGCAAGUACAUGGAGGCGAAUUUUCCAGAAAUGCCCGAAGACACGUGGCUGCAGUUGUGCGUGCAGCGAAUGGAGGAAGCUCUCGAGAAUGUUUCUGCCAAUGGUGGUGAUCAGGAGAACCACUCCGAGGAGAUCUACAAUCCCAUUUCUCUCCCUGAUGAUGUCUCAGUUGUGAAGAUCAGUGAUUUUUCCGAGUAUGAAAGGUGUCAUCGGAGGUCAAAAAGGUUGUUGCUUGAACCUGUUGACUUCAACAAAAUGGACGUCCCUCAUCCAGAUUUUGAAGUUCCACAAGAGUACCUGCUCACAAAGGAGCAGCUACGGAGCAUCUACAAUAGCAGCUUGUCCAUCGGAAACUUCGCGUCCCGUCUUUUGGUCCUCAUGUUCCCUGAACUGUUCACGCAGGAAAACACUCGCAAGCACUACAACUGCAGCGGCUCACUGGGGAAAAAGCAGCUGGAUCCCAUCCGGAUCAAUCUCAUCCGCCAUUACGUCCAACUGCUCUACCCGAGAGCUAAAAACGACCGAGUUUGGACCCUCGAGUUUGUCGGGAAGCUUGAUGAAAGAUGCAGACGUCGAGACACGGAGCAGCGCCGCUCGUACCAGCAACAGCGGAAAGUCUACACCUCGGAUCAAGAUUCCGAUCUCGGAGACUUCAUGACUGUGAGCCAAAUCGCCUCAGAUCGUCCGAAAGAGGACUUCGAGGUGCCCUCGUUGCCACCUGAAAAAAGUAGCAAAGACUUUUGUAAGAUUCCUCUGGAGGAUCUCAAGGUUUCCGCUCCAGACUUUCCAGUGCCUUCGUCAUACUUGCUCACGGACUCUGAAGUGAGAGAAAUUGUUCAGCAGAGCCUCUCGGUCGGGAAUUUCGCUGCCCGGCUUCUCGUCCGUCUGUUUCCCGAACUCUUUACGCAUGAGAACCUGAGGCUUCAGUACAACCAUUCGGGCGCCUGCAACAAGAAACAACUGGACCCUGUGCGACUGCGACUCAUCCGCCAUUACGUCGAGGCCGUGUAUCCCGCAGAUAAAAUGGAGGAGGUGUGGCACUACGAAUGCGUUCCCAGCAUCGACGAGCGCUGCAGGCGCCCGAAUCGCAAGAAAUGCGACAUCCUGAAAAAGGCCAAGAGGUCGAAUAGCACGGUGUCGUGAUCCUAACGCAGCUCAUAUAUCUGAACAAAUUUGUACAUUUUGCACAAGACCAUAAGCUCAAGCUGUAAACGACAAGAUCGUUAUCGAGGUGCUCUUCUGUAGGUCCUUGUUUAUAAGCUGCAGCAGCAACAACUACAAACAGUGAAGUGAAUUAAUGAUGACACUAUUGACAGAUUAGUAAUAAUAUUAACAUGCCAAGCUAACGUACUUCUCACUUUUAAUAGAUAAGCUAUCGUAGCUACCGUAGCCUUAGACUCACAAAUGCACACGUGGAAAGAAUUUCAUCUUUAUUUACAAGUUACGUCAGUGACGGCAGGUAGAUUGAUAGACAGAAAUAUAUUUUUGUUUUUAAUUCAUUCUAAUGUUGCAGCACUGAUGUUUUUUAACUUUGUCUUAGCUGCACGUGUCCACUAAAAUAUAGAAACAGAUCGAGAACUAUUUUUAAAUAAAAGUUAGUGUUUCAGCAGAA